Molecule: messenger RNA, 5578 nt
Organism: Linum tenue
Lineage: Eukaryota; Viridiplantae; Streptophyta; Magnoliopsida; Malpighiales; Linaceae
Source: the annotation of a GenBank genome assembly
UUCGAGUUUCUGAACUUAAGGAAGAGAGCUUUGUUUGUGUGGGGACAACAAAUCCGGAACCCAACAAAGCUUCGAACUUCUCAGAAAGAGAAAAGAAACCAACACCAGGGGGCUUGCUGCUGCGGCGAGAAACUCAAAAUUCAAGAGACACAGAAUCAGGGAAAUUCCUUUUCUUUUCUUCUUCGUCUUUCAAAGUCGUUUGCUUUCAAACAUAGAGAGGGAAGGAGAGAGUAAAGUCUGUGUACAGUUUAGGAGUCGUUGGUAUUUAAGUUUUUCAGGUUCAUUUGAAAUUCUUUUAAGAGAUAGAAAGAGAGAGGGAGGGAAGGAGGGUUGUGGGGUUGCUUUCGGUUUCGGCUGGGAAUUUGAAAGCUCUGCGUUCUUUUGAUUGUUGGGGGUUCCUUUUGGACCAUUGGAGGAACUGGGUCUUCUCCAUUUGAUGAGCGUUGGAGGAUUGUGUUGAGCGGGAUCUGUUGCUUUGGUGUCAUCGAAUGGCUGCACUGGAUAACAUAAUCGUUGGUUCUCAUGUGUGGAUCGAAGAUCCCAAGUUGGCGUGGAUUGAUGGUGAAGUUACAAGGAUAAGUGGAAAAGAUGUCCACGUACAGACUACAAAUGGGAAAAAUGUUGUCAUGAAUAUGUCCAAAGUAUUUCCCAAAGACACUGAAGCCCCACCUGGUGGUGUGGAUGACAUGACCAAGCUUUCCUAUUUGCAUGAACCUGGAGUUCUGCAAAAUCUUGCCACCAGAUAUGAACUUAACGAAAUCUAUACAUACACCGGCAAUAUCCUAAUAGCUGUCAAUCCGUUUCAAAGGUUACCCCAUCUCUAUGAUACUCACAUGAUGGAACAGUAUAAAGGCGCUGCGUUUGGGGAGCUAAGUCCUCAUGUCUUUGCAGUCGCAGAUGCUGCAUACAGGGCAAUGGUUAAUGAAGGGAAAAGCAAUUCAAUCCUGGUUAGUGGUGAAAGUGGUGCCGGAAAAACCGAGACUACAAAGAUGCUCAUGAGAUAUCUUGCCUUCUUGGGAGGGCGAUCUGGAGUAGAAGGAAGGACAGUUGAGCAACAAGUUUUGGAGUCAAAUCCAGUUCUUGAAGCAUUUGGUAAUGCCAAAACUGUUCGCAACAAUAACUCUAGCCGUUUCGGGAAAUUUGUGGAAAUCCAAUUUGAUAAGAGCGGUAGAAUAUCUGGCGCUGCUAUAAGAACUUAUCUGCUUGAAAGAUCUCGUGUGUGCCAAAUUUCUGAUCCAGAGAGAAACUACCAUUGCUUUUAUCUUCUCUGUGCGGCACCAGCUGAGGAUAAAGAGAAGUACAAGUUGGGGAGCCCGAAAUCUUUCCAUUAUUUAAAUCAAUCAAAGUGUUACGAGUUGGAUGGGGUAAAUGAUGCUCAUGAAUAUCUUGAAACUAUAAGGGCUAUGGAUAUAGUUGGGAUUGGUGAAGAAGAUCAGGAAGCAAUUUUUAGGGUUGUAGCUGCAAUUCUUCAUCUUGGAAACAUCGAAUUUGCUAAAGGAGCAGAGAUUGAUUCUUCAAAGAUUAAAGAUGAUAAAUCUAGAUUUCAUCUUGAUACGACUGCAGAGCUCCUCAGGUGUGAUCCAAAGAACUUGGAAGAUGCCCUUAUUAAACGUGUGAUGGUAACACCUGAAGAAAUUAUCACAAGAACACUUGACCCUGAGAAUGCUGUCAGUAGCAGGGAUGCUUUGGCUAAGACUUUAUACUCUCGUCUGUUUGAUUGGAUUGUAGAAAAGAUAAACGUUUCAAUUGGACAGGACCCAGAUUCUAAAUCAAUAAUUGGAGUUCUGGAUAUCUAUGGUUUUGAAAGCUUUAAGUGCAACAGUUUUGAGCAAUUCUGCAUCAAUUUCACCAAUGAAAAAUUACAACAGCAUUUCAAUCAGCAUGUGUUCAAAAUGGAGCAGGAAGAGUAUACUAAAGAGGAGAUAGAAUGGAGUUACAUAGAAUUUGUCGAUAACCAGGAUGUUUUGGAUCUGAUUGAGAAGAAACCGGGAGGAAUAAUUUCCCUUCUAGAUGAAGCUUGCAUGUUCCCAAAAUCGACACAUGCAACUUUUGCUCAAAAGCUGUACCAGACAUUCAAGAACAACAAACGUUUUAUCAAACCAAAACUAUCACGUACAGAUUUCACUAUCUUACACUAUGCUGGAGAGGUUAAUUAUCAAGCCAAUCAGUUUUUGGAUAAAAAUAAGGAUUAUGUGGUAGCUGAACAUCAAGCUGUGAUGACUGCUUCAAAAUGCCCCUUUGUUGUGGGAUUGUUCCCACCACUUAAAGAAGAAUCAUCAAAGUCAUCAAAGUUCUCUUCUAUUGGUGCUCGGUUUAAGCUACAACUCCAAUCUCUGAUGGAGACCUUGAGUGUGACAGAACCUCACUAUAUUAGAUGCGUGAAGCCGAAUAAUGUUCUGAAGCCUGCUAUUUUUGAGAACGUUAAUAUCAUUCAGCAGUUACGAUGUGGGGGAGUUCUUGAGGCAAUUAGGAUUAGCUGUGCUGGAUAUCCUACAAGGCGGGCCUUUUAUGAUUUUCUCAAUCGUUUUGGUCUUCUAGCUCCUGAAGUUUUAGAUGGAAAUUAUGAUGAUACGGUUGCAUGCCAAAUGAUUCUCAACAGAAAAGGACUUAAAGGGUACCAGAUAGGAAAGACAAAGGUAUUCUUGAGAGCAGGUCAGAUGGCUGAGUUGGAUGCCAGGAGAGCAGAAGUGCUUGGAAAUGCAGCUAGAAUCAUUCAGCGGCAGAUCCGCACUCACAUUGCUCGCAAGGAGUUCAUUUCAUUAAGAAAUGCAGCUGUGGAACUGCAAUCUUAUAUGCGAGGUAAUAAAUCCCGUGGAAUUUUUGAGCAGCUGAGGAGGGAGGCAUCUGCUGUGAAGAUUCAGAAAAACUUCCGCCUCUUUGUUGCCAGAAAAUUCUACUUAAGGAAACUAUCAUCUGCAAUUACAUUGCAGACAGGCUUAAGGGCCAUGGCUGCACGCAAUGAAUUCAGGUUCAGAAAGCAAACUAAAGCUGCCAUCACCAUCCAGGCUCACUGGCGGUGCUACCAAGCUCUUUCCUACUACACGCGUCUUCAGAAGGCUACAAUUGUUACACAGUGUGGGUGGAGAUGCAGAGUUGCUAGAAGAGAGCUCAGAAAUCUGAAAAUGGCUGCUAGAGAGACAGGAGCUCUUAAGGAAGCAAAGGAUAAGUUGGAAAAGCGUGUUGAGGAACUCACUUGGCGCCUGCAAUUGGAAAAACGACUAAGGACCGAUCUGGAGGAGUCUAAAACCCAAGAAGUUGCCAAGCUUCAAAAAGCAUUGAAUGCUAUGCAAUCACAAGUAGAAGAGGCCAAGGCUUUAGUUGUUAAGGAACGGGAGGCAGCACAAAAAGCUAUUCGAGAAGCACCUCCAGCUAUUAAGGAAACUCCUGUUGUAGUUGAAGACACAGAGAAAGUUCGCUCUUUUACUGCUAGAGUUGAAAUGUUGGAGGGUUUACUGAACUCUCAAAGACAAGCAGCAGAAGAGGCCAAACAAGCUUGUGUUGUUGCUGAGUCUCAGAAGGAGCAGCUUAGUAAGAAGCUUGAAGACUCAGAAAAGAAGGUGGAUCAACUUCAAGAUUCAGUUCAGAGUCUUGAAGAGAAGGUAUCCAACUUAGAAUCAGAGAAUCAAGUUCUCCGUCAACAAGCACUUGCUAUAUCACCAACUGCAAAAGCCUUAGCCCUUAGACCAAAGACAACAAUUAUACAGAGAACCCCAGAGAACGGAAGUAUUCCUCACUCAGAAGCAAGGAGAACUCCGCUAAGAGACCCAAUGCUGGCUUUGCCUAGUACAACGGAGUCUGAAAACGAGGACAAACCCCAGAGAUCUCUAAAUGAAAAGCAGCAGGAUAUACAAGAUAUGCUACUCAAAUGUGUAUCUCAAGACCUUGGAUUCUCUGGGGGGAAACCUGUUGCUGCUUCCCUGAUAUACAAAUGCCUUCUUCAGUGGAGGUCAUUUGAGGUUGAAAGAACUAAUAUUUUUGACCGUAUUAUUCAGGCAAUUGGUUCAGCAAUCGAGGCCCAGGAUAACAAUGAUGUAUUGUCGUAUUGGCUAUCCAAUUCCACAACCCUCUUGUUGCUGCUUCAACGGACACUAAAAGCAACCGGUGCUGCUAGCUUAACACCACAACGCCGAAGAUCAACAUCCUCUUCUCUGUUUGGGAGGGUAUCCCAGGGGUUCCGUGGUUCUCCACAAAGUGCUGGCUUCUCAUUCCUAAAUGGCAGGGUGCUCGGUGGUCUGGAAGAGUUGCGUCAAGUUGAAGCUAAGUAUCCUGCUUUGCUUUUCAAGCAGCAGUUGACGGCUUUCCUGGAAAAGAUAUAUGGAAUGAUAAGGGACAAUUUGAAGAAAGAGAUCUCGCCCUUGAUAGGGUUGUGCAUCCAGGCACCACGUACAUCACGAGCUGGUUUAGCCAAGGGACGAUCCCAGGCGAAUGCUAUGGCUCAACAAACACUUAUUGCUCAUUGGCAGAGCAUAGGGAGAUCCUUGGACAGUUGCUUGAAAACAAUGAGAGCCAACUACGUGAGUGGAAAUUCUUACUACGCGAAUGAAGAUCAAUUUCCUCUUUUCCUUUUUAUGCGGCAUGAACUCUUCAAUGUUGUGUUCCCACAGGUACCUGCAUUCCUAGUCCGAAAGGUGUUCACCCAGAUAUUCUCAUUCAUCAACGUUCAGUUAUUUAACAGCCUUCUUUUGCGUCGAGAAUGCUGCUCAUUCAGUAAUGGGGAGUAUGUAAAGACAGGGUUGGCUGAACUGGAGCAGUGGUGCCAUGAUGCAACUGAGGAGUUUGUAGGCCCGGCCUGGGAGGAACUGAAACACAUAAGACAAGCUGUCGGAUUCCUGGUCAUACAUCAGAAGCCAAAGAAAGCGUUGAAGGAAAUUACAACCGAUCUUUGCCCUGUUCUCAGCAUACAACAACUGUACAGAAUCAGUACCAUGUACUGGGAUGACAAAUACGGGACACAUAGUGUUUCAUCAGAGGUCAUCUCUAACAUGAGAGUCAUGAUGACCGAGGACACGAAUAACGCUGUCAGCAGCUCGUUCUUGUUGGAUGACGAUUCAAGUAUACCAUUCACAGUAGACGACAUUUCCAAGUCAAUGGAGCAUGUCGAUGUUGCUGAGAUUGAACCGCCACCUCUAAUUCGUGAGAACUCAGGCUUCUCCUUCUUACAACGCACAGACUGAUCUUUCGUCCUCUGCAGCCCUGUGAAUAUCUUGUUCUAUUGAAGCUCCCCAUUUAUGUAAUUAUUAGCAUUGCGCAUAGUUUGAAACAGUAGGGAAGGCAGUUCUGAUCUAGGGCAAAAAAACUGGGGGAAAAAACCACAAAGGAAAACAAAAGAAGAAAAGUAUAUGCAGAGGUCAAAGCACUUUCUCACUGGGAUCAUGUUCAAAGCAUGGCGAUGCAGUGCUACUUGAUUCAUUUUUCAUUAGUCUGGAAACGAUGAUGUGUAGUGUAGAAAUUAGCUGCCAAUGGUUCUUUUUAAUCUCUUCAUUGGCUGCUAUGUAACUUCUUGUAAUGUCUGAACUUUUGUCCAAAAGACCAACAAUCCCAUUGUUAGUUAAUGAAGUGGAGUCUUAUUGAUUGUCCA